This is a messenger RNA of Cetraspora pellucida, 804 nucleotides long. The record is from the annotation of a GenBank genome assembly. NCBI's taxonomy places the organism in Eukaryota, Fungi, Glomeromycota, Glomeromycetes, Diversisporales, Gigasporaceae.
AACCUAAAGAUAUAUUUGCUAAAGCUCAUAUAAAUACUUGCGCUGUUGAGUUAGAACACAGUAUUGAACCCUAUGCUAAAGCUCAUAUUGAUAAUAACGUUGUAGGAUCAGGACACACCUUUGAAAAUUGUAUAGAUAAUAGCGUUGUGGAGCCAGGACAUACCUUCGCAACUUUCGCUAAAGCACGUGCAACAAUAGAAAAAUAUGCUGCGCAAACAAAGACUGUUAUAAUUUUGGGUAAAACAACAAGAAAUACAGAUAAUAGUGGUUAUCAGCAAGCUCUUUUUGUAUGUGAAAGGCAAGGAAAAUACAACGGAACAAAUGAUUCUUCCUUGGUGCAUAAUCAUAAGCUUUGUUCAGAUGCCGUAAAAUUUAGCACUGUUGUGCGCAAACUUGAUAAGGAUGAUCUUGGCUUAAUAGAAAGCCUUCAUGAUAACGGACUUAGGACAAAAGAUAUUUUUUCUGUACUAGCUUCAGUUAGCUCCAAAUAUAUUCACAAACCUGAUAUCUAUAAUACUGUGAGCCAUCAGCGAUAUGCUGUAUUAAAAGACGUAUAUGGUACUGAAUGGGAUCAAGAUGGUGAAUUUGUUCAGGGAGUUUUUUGGGCGUAUUGUAGUGCAUUCUCUGAGUUCGUAAUAGCAAGAGAUGUUUUAAUUGUGGAUGCAACAUACAAAACCAACAGAUUUUCUAUGCCAUUAAUAGUCAUUUGUAGUAUUGAUCAUUUUGGAUCUACUUAUCCAUUGGCAUUCGCACUUGUUUACUCUGAAACAAAGGAUUAUUAUUGUUGGGUUAUGCAACAGUUAA